CAUGGUGGUGAAAGAAGAAUGGUUGAUUAAAUUGAUAGAGAUUUUGAAUUGGUAUCUUACAAUUCUCAUCCAUAUUAAUUGUUUACCUACUCUGUUUGGAAUUAAUAUUUAGCCAAUCAACAAGAAGCUUAUGAAUAGAGAAAGAAUGGUGGCUAGGCAAUUGAGGAUCAAGUGAUCGAUCACAUUAG
Messenger RNA from Paramecium octaurelia, 188 nucleotides. The record is from the annotation of a GenBank genome assembly. NCBI's taxonomy places the organism in Eukaryota, Ciliophora, Oligohymenophorea, Peniculida, Parameciidae.